AUGACAGUGGUCAACAACGGGAAACAUGGCGACACUCAGUGGCGAACCCAGGGGUGUUGCCCUAGUUUUGACUGUGCGAGCAAGGUGUUAGAACUAGGAGUUGAUCCGUCUCGUAUCAUCUACGCCAAUCCGUGCAAACAAAACUCACAUCUGACUUACGCCAAGGAGCACAAUGUAGACCUGAUGACCUUUGACACUGAGGAGAAGUUGAUCAAAGUCAAAAUGUUUUCCAACGCAUUUGCGUCGGCAAUCAAAGAAGCUCGGAAGAUAUUUGACAUAGGACUACAUAUCGGCUUUGACAUGAACGUCCUGGACAUUGGAGGUGGAUUCCGAGGGAGAUAUGUUGAACGACCGACUAUAGAAGAAAAUGCAGAGGUUAUAAAUCAGUGCCUUGAUGAUUAUUUCCCUGAAGCAGGCGGAGUAAAAAUAAUUGCUGAGCCAGGACGUUACCUUGUAGAAACUGCUGUCAGUACUGCAGCCAAUAUCAUAGGCCGGAAGCUUAUCUAUGAUAAUGAUAAAUCCAGUAUUGUACAUGUUAUGUACAUCAUUAAUGAUGAAGCGUAUGGUACCUUUGCGUGGGUAAAAGAAGUCACGGAGGUGUUUGUAAUGUCACCAGUUCUUAACAAGGCGAGUAAAGAGAAACACCACAGCACGGUAUGGGGUCCAACAAUUUGUGGCACUGAUUUGCUUAGCAACAGACAUGCCACUACCACUGAUGGAGGUCGGAGAGUGGGUACAGAUCAGUUACGCAGGAUCCUACUCGUUCAGCUGCAGUACCAACUUUAA
Messenger RNA from Mizuhopecten yessoensis (Yesso scallop), 786 nucleotides. Its product is annotated as ornithine decarboxylase-like. Gene Ontology annotation, molecular function: ornithine decarboxylase activity. NCBI's taxonomy places the organism in Eukaryota, Metazoa, Mollusca, Bivalvia, Pectinida, Pectinidae. The record is from RefSeq and is a predicted model, not a curated record. Bases 1 to 786 code for a protein of 261 amino acids. The transcript has 6 exons. Gene Ontology annotation, cellular component: cytoplasm.